AUGUCGCGGGCAGUACUGCAGCCCAGCCAGCAGAAACUGGCCGAGAAACUCACCAUCCUCAACGACCGGGGGGUCGGCAUGUUAACCCGCAUCUACAACAUCAAAAAGCAAGGACAAGUUUGGAAGGCAUGUGGGGACCCCAAAGCAAAGCCCUCUUACCUGAUCGACAAAAACCUGGAGUCGGCUGUGAAGUUCAUUGUGAGGAAGUUUCCAGCCGUGGAAACGCGCAACAACAACCAACAGCUUGCACAGCUACAAAAGGAAAAGUCUGAAAUACUAAAGAAUCUAGCUUUAUAUUACUUCACAUUUGUGGAUGUUAUGGAAUUUAAGGACCAUGUUUGUGAACUGCUAAACACUAUUGAUGCUUGCCAAGUUUUCUUUGACAUUACUGUAAAUUUCGACCUCACGAGAAACUACCUUGACUUGGUUGUGACCUACACUACACUGAUGAUCCUGCUCUCUCGGAUCGAAGAGCGCAAAGCCAUCAUCGGCCUCUACAACUACGCGCAUGAGAUGACGCAUGGGGCAAGUGAUCGAGAAUACCCAAGGCUUGGACAGAUGAUCGUGGACUAUGAGAAUCCUCUGAAAAAGAUGAUGGAGGAGUUCGUCCCACAUGGAAAGUCCCUUUCGGAUGCGCUGAUCUCUCUGCAGAUGGUGUAUCCCCGCCGUAACCUGUCUGCUGACCAGUGGAGGAACGCUCAGCUGCUGAGUCUCAUCAGCGCUCCCAGCACCAUGCUGAACCCAGCACAGUCUGAUACGAUGCCGUGUGAAUACCUGUCUCUGGAUGCCAUGGAGAAGUGGAUAGUGUUCGGGUUCAUCCUGUGCCACGCGGCUCUGAACACUGACCCUGCCGCCCUCAGCCUGUGGAAGCUGGCUCUUCAGAGCAGCUCCUGUCUCUGCCUCUUCAGGGACGAGGUCUUCCACAUCCACAAAGCUGCUGAAGACCUGUUCGUGAACCUUCGCGGCUAUAACAAGCGUGUCAACGACAUCCGCGAGUGCAAAGAGUCGGCGCUCUCGCACGCAGGCUCGAUGCACAGGGAAAGGCGCAAGUUCCUGCGUUCUGCCCUGAAGGAGCUGGCCACCGUUCUGGCCGACCAACCAGGCCUGCUGGGCCCAAAGGCCCUGUUUGUGUUUAUGGCUCUUUCUUUCGCUCGAGACGAGAUCAUCUGGCUGCUCAGACACGCAGACAACAUCCAGAAGAAAAGCACAGACGACUUCAUCGACAAGCACAUUGCAGAGCUGAUCUUCUACAUGGAGGAACUGAGGGCUCACGUGCGGAAGUAUGGGCCAGUCAUGCAGAGAUACUACGUCCAGUAUCUGUCCGGUUUCGAUGCCGUCGUGCUCAAUGAGCUUGUACAGAACCUGUCGGUCUGUCCAGAGGAUGAAUCGAUCAUCAUGUCUUCCUUUGUGAACACGAUGACUUCUCUCAGUGUUAAACAAGUGGAGGAUGGUGAGGUGUUUGAUUUCAGAGGGAUGAGGCUGGACUGGUUCCGACUGCAGGCCUACACCAGCGUGUCCAAGGCUUCGCUGGGCAUUGCAGACCACCGUGAGCUGGGCAAGAUGAUGAACACCAUCAUCUUCCACACCAAGAUGGUGGACUCUCUGGUGGAAAUGCUGGUGGAAACCUCAGACCUCUCCAUUUUCUGUUUCUACAGUCGGGCGUUUGAGAAGAUGUUCCAGCAGUGUUUGGAGUUGCCGUCUCAGUCUCGUUACUCCAUCUGCUUCCCUCUGCUCUGCACACACUUCAUGAGCUGCACGCAUGAGCUCUGUCCUGAAGAGAGACACCAUAUUGGAGACCGCAGCCUGUCUCUCUGUAACAUGUUCCUGGAUGAGAUGGCCAAGCAAGCUCGCAACCUCAUUACAGACAUCUGCACAGAGCAAUGCACCCUGAGUGACCAGCUACUGCCAAAACACUGCGCCAAGACCAUCAGUCAGGCCGUGAACAAGAAGUCGAAGAAGCAGACGGGGAAGAAGGGAGAGCCUGAGAGAGAGAAGCCCGGAGUGGAGAGCAUGAGGAAAAACAGACUCCUCGUCACCAACUUGGAUAAACUGCACACAGCGCUGUCGGAGCUUUGUUUCUCCAUCAACUAUGUACCCAACAUGGUGGUGUGGGAGCACACCUUCACCCCACGUGAAUAUCUCACCUCACACCUGGAGAUCCGCUUCACCAAGUCCAUAGUGGGAAUGACCAUGUACAACCAGGCCACACAGGAGAUAGCCAAGCCAUCUGAGCUUUUGACCAGCGUGAGGGCCUACAUGACUGUGCUGCAGUCUAUUGAGAACUAUGUGCAGAUCGACAUCACCAGGGUGUUCAACAAUGUGCUGCUGCAGCAGACGCAGCACCUGGACAGCCAUGGAGAGCCCACCAUCACCAGCCUCUACACUAACUGGUAUCUGGAGACUUUGCUUCGGCAGGUGAGCAACGGUCACAUAGCUUACUUCCCUGCAAUGAAGGCUUUCGUCAAUCUGCCCACUGAGAACGAGCUUACCUUCAACGCCGAGGAGUAUUCCGAUAUUUCAGAAAUGCGUUCCCUUUCGGAGCUGCUGGGUCCAUAUGGGAUGAAGUUCCUGAGCGAGAGCCUGAUGUGGCACAUCUCCUCCCAGGUGGCCGAGUUAAAGAAACUGGUGGUGGAGAACAUGGAGGUUCUGACCCAGAUGAGGACCAGCUUCGACAAGCCUGAUCACAUGGCAGCACUGUUCAAAAGACUUACGUCUGUGGACAGUGUGCUGAAGAGGAUGACCAUUAUUGGGGUCAUCCUGUCCUUCCGCUCCCUGGCUCAGGAGGCGCUGCGAGACGUGCUGUCCUGCCACAUCCCAUUCUUGCUCAGCUCUGUGGAAGAUUUCAAGGACCACAUUCCUCGAGAAACAGACAUGAAGGUGGCGAUGAACGUGUAUGAGCUGUCGUCAGCAGCAGGACUGCCCUGUGAGAUUGAUCCGGCUCUCGUGGUGGCUCUGUCCUCCCAGAAGUCCGAGAACAUAAGCCCAGAGGAGGAGUACAAGAUUGCCUGCCUGCUGAUGGUGUUUGUGGCCGUCUCCCUGCCAACCCUGGCCAGCAACGUGAUGUCUCAGUACAGCCCAGCGAUUGAAGGCCACUGCAACAACAUCCACUGUCUGGCUAAGGCCAUUAACCAGAUUGCCGCUGCGCUGUUCACCAUCCACAAGGGCAGCAUUGAGGAUCGUCUGAAGGAGUUCCUCGCUCUUGCCUCCUCCAGCUUGCUGAAGAUUGGUCAGGAGACAGAUAAAACCACCACCAGGAAUCGCGAGUCUGUUUAUCUUCUCCUUGACAUGAUUGUCCAGGAGUCUCCAUUCCUCACCAUGGACCUGCUGGAGUCCUGUUUCCCCUACGUGCUGCUCCGGAACGCCUACCACGCCGUGUACAAGCAGUCCGUUUCCGCGUCCGCGUGAGUCGAGCGUCGCUCAGAGACGUGGACCAGCGUCAUUCCACACACUCCUGUAGGACCAUCCGGUCUUACAGUCUAACCAGUGCAAGACUUCAUAUGGGAUCAAACCUUCUUCAAAACUCUAAAAGAAACAAAAUAGAAAGGAUAAAAAAAAAGAUAGAGAGCAAGUUGUUUAUUGACCAGUUACAAUAAUCCUGGAGUUUGGUUGUCAGGGACUAGUAACACUAAAUAUAAUUUUUGAUCCGAUUU
This is a messenger RNA of Pygocentrus nattereri (red-bellied piranha), 3650 nucleotides long. RefSeq names its product NCK-associated protein 1 (gene nckap1). Lineage: Eukaryota; Metazoa; Chordata; Actinopteri; Characiformes; Serrasalmidae. Gene Ontology annotation, cellular component: SCAR complex. Gene Ontology annotation, biological process: cell morphogenesis; neuron projection morphogenesis; cortical actin cytoskeleton organization. The record is from RefSeq and is a predicted model, not a curated record. The transcript has 32 exons. The coding region runs from base 1 to 3405 and encodes 1134 amino acids.